Cephus cinctus (wheat stem sawfly) is the source of this 4219-nucleotide messenger RNA. It is a transcript of the gene inc, whose product is annotated as BTB/POZ domain-containing protein KCTD5. Gene Ontology annotation, biological process: protein homooligomerization; proteasome-mediated ubiquitin-dependent protein catabolic process. The transcript has 4 exons. Gene Ontology annotation, molecular function: cullin family protein binding. Lineage: Eukaryota; Metazoa; Arthropoda; Insecta; Hymenoptera; Cephidae. The record is from RefSeq and is a predicted model, not a curated record. Gene Ontology annotation, cellular component: Cul3-RING ubiquitin ligase complex; cytoplasm. The coding region runs from base 60 to 725 and encodes 221 amino acids.
UUUUCGUAGAUUGUGAACAUGACUGCAUCUUGCAAUCUCAGUAGUAAACCGGAAGUUGAAUGAAUGUCAAAGCAGUCAUGGCGGAUUUCGGCGAUACGAAUUCGCACGAUAUGACAGAAAAUCAUCCACCAAAACGUUUUAAGAAUCAGUGGGUGCGAUUAAAUGUGGGUGGAACGUAUUUCCUGACGGCAAAAACUACGCUGGCAAGGGAUCCGAAUUCGUUUCUCUAUAGACUCUGUCAAGAGGAUUCCGAUCUAAUAUCGGACAGGGAUGAAACUGGUGCCUAUCUUAUAGAUCGGGAUCCAACGUAUUUCAGUCCUGUUUUAAAUUACUUGCGACAUGGUAAACUCGUUAUCAAUAAGGACCUUGCUGAGGAAGGUGUACUGGAAGAGGCGGAAUUUUAUAAUAUCACUGAAUUGAUUCGGCUGGUUAAAGAACGAAUCAUACUCAGGGACACCCGGCCACAACGAGAUUCUAAAAAACAUGUGUAUAGGGUCUUGCAGUGUCAUGAGGAUGAGCUGACCCAAAUGGUAUCGACAAUGUCUGAUGGCUGGAAAUUUGAGCAGCUAAUCAACAUAGGCUCUCAGUAUAAUUAUGGGAACGACGAUCAUGCAGAAUUCCUGUGUGUUGUGAGUCGAGAGUACGGGGCAAGUCAACUCACCAGCAAGGAACAGGAAUCCACUGAUCGUGUCAAGGUCCUGCAGCAGAAGGGCUCACGCAUGUAAUCUAGUCCUAGCAUCCUCACUCCCUUCUCUAGACCAGCUACACGCAGCAACAAGACGAAGACUGUUUUUCUGUUGUUUUAUUUAGCAGCUUUUACUCCAUACGAGAUACGAGAUCCGAGCAACUAACAUUUGUCAGGAUCUCGUUUAAUUUAUAGUUAUAGGGAUUAUAACGAAUAAGGAACACGCGCUGUGGUGCAAGAGAUUAUGUAAAGAAACGAGGAAAAGAAAAAUCAGCAACUUAAUAUAUCACAAUGGGAUCUUCAAUGGCUUUUACACCGUGCUAACAGAGUGAAGAUAAAAUCGUUUAUAUUCAACGUAAAGGAUGAUACAGGAUACAUCACAGCAUCCUGACACACUUAAGGAUUAAGAUGAAUUCCUGAGAUCUUUGGAUAAAUUGAAUCUUCAAGAGUAAUCCACAUUAUCUGGUACACUCUGUAAAAUUCCUUUGAAACAAGGAAUCCUGACUCACUAAUAUAACAAUUAUAAUACCAAAUCACAACUUUGGUAAGAUUGGCACAGUGGCAAGUGAUUAUACCACGAUGGCUCUCUACAAUUAUAAUCUGACAAGAGAAGUGGAACAGGAAAUGAAGAGACUUUGAGAAAUAGAGUGAAUCCUCGUUAUGAAUUAUUAUAACGAAACUAAAGGAAACGCAUUAUAUAUUUACAUUGAUAGAGGUCAAUGGACAAUAGACGCUAUGGAGGAAAUCUCUGAUAUACGACUUUCUAACGCCAUGUGCAUUACAUACAUACAGGGUGGCCCAGUCAAAAGUAUCCAAACCAAUCGAGUGCUUUGACCAAGGUGACUUCUUUUAACUGAGCUACCCAGUAUAUAUAAAGCGUCGUAUAGCUAUACCAGUGAUGCUCAGGGGACUCAUUUUACAUCGCAAGUCAUUCACAAGAGACCCCUCAUCAAUUGAUGCUGAUGUACCAGCAAGAUAAUACAUAUUAUUUUAAGGCGUCUAUCAAUUAGAGUAUUAGAUGAUUAGGUACUCGUAUAAAAAUUGAUAGAAAAUUCAUGGUCGUACACAAUAAGCGCACAUCCUUCGUAUAUCCAUGAUCAUAUAAAAAUUUUGAAAUUCCAUAAAUGCGCACUGCCGUUAACACGUACAUAAAAUUUUUUGCGAUUAUAUAAGAACGACGUGUGACUUUCGUAAUGCCUUAUUGUUUCUUCUUUCUUCUUUCACCAUGAGGAUCCAUAAGUCCUCAAGAUGAAAUCAAGAUUAACCCUUGAAAGCUCCGAACAACUGAGCACAUUUGUUCUUCGAUAACUUAAUGUAAUAAUGAUUUAAGGAUAAUUAGAGAUUUUAAUGAAACGCAAGAACGAGAAAAGUUAUGCAGGAUUAAACAAAAUAUGAUGAGGGAUAAACGUAUAACGGUGUCUUUUAUCUUGUCCCGUGAAAUUUUAUUUCUUCUCACUUUGCAAUAAGACAGAGUAGAAUUUAAGGAUAAACUGUCAAGCGGAAGCACAUAAUUAUAGUUUAUAAUACUUUACGACGUCUUAACGCGCGUUGUCAUUUCCGGUAUUGACGCCCGGAAGUCCCUUGACGGGAGUCUCUUUUCUUUUGCGGGUGGGACUGCCGGGCGCAUGUACAAGAGUGUAUUUGAAUUUGUUAUACUUGUUUAUUUUUUUUUAUUUUUUCUUGAAAAUAUAUCAGGAUCGUAUGUUACACGGUACUGAAUUUAUCUAUAUUAUAGUUGAGUGUGAGAGUAAUAGAGAUAUAGGUUGUCAAUUGUCAUAGGCCUAUAAGGAAGCGUCCUAGACAAUAUAUUCAUGCUUGCUACACACGUGCAUCUGAAAGUGUGAGAGAAAUAGACAGAAAAUGAGACAGAGAGAAAGAGAGAGAGAGAAGUUUUAUUAAAGAAUUAUAUAAAUAAGCCCAAUGGAAAGUUAUGAAUGUAUGUACAAGACCAUGGACCUCGGUGUUAUAACUGGACAUAGAGAAAGAUCAGAGUGCAAUUAUCAUUGAAGAAUUCAUAUACAGGAAUGAUUGGAAAAGGUUAAAUGAGAGAAAGAUGAAAUUUGGUCCUUUUAUUCCAAGGAACGCGAUACCCGUUUGCUGUUCUGGUACCGGGUGCGCAUAUGUUGUUUUAAUGAAAGAAUUAUAUGAUGAGAGAGAGAGAGAGAGAAAUCCAUUCUUUAGCUCAAAUUCAUGUGACUAAUAUAGGCGACAUUGAUAUUCGUUAUCGUCAAAAGUCAUGAUUAAAUAUAAGUACGUCAUUACGUAUUAUAUAUGUAAAACUUUUUCGACUAUGUGAAAGGAUUUGUACUUUCAUAGACAAAUUUCUAAAGCUAUCGACUACUCGAUGUGUAUCGUUAAGCAUGAAAAUUAUAUUUAUAUGUAUAACCGAAAGGUAACUUUUAAUACGAGUAAAUGUUAAUAAGUGAUUAAGAGAAGAAGAUGGAUAUGAGAGCGAAAGAAUGUUUUAAAUUCAUAUAGUCAAAUAAUGUUAAUCCAGUAUGGGAUGGUGUAGAAUUUACAGAGGGAACUUUACUAAGCAUUUUCUUCAUUCAUCGAUUAUUAUUGGAAUAGAUACAGACGGAAGGAAGGGAAUGGAAAAUGACGAAGGAAGGAAGGUGACAUUCCCAUAUUAAUGAUUCUAUUCGACAUGUGUACUCUUCUCAGUAGAAGUAUCUGGUGCGGAACUCCUUUCUCUGUUUUUCUAUUCUAUUGUUUAAUCGUGUGAAGAAGAAAAUGUUGUCAUAUGUACAGUGGAGACUCGAUUAACCGGACUAAUUGUUGUCGAAAGUCAUUCGGAUAAUCGAAAAUCCGGAUAAUUGAAUGUAUGAAGAAAAGCGGUUUUUGUAUUACAUACAUAUAUAUUAACUCUAGAAAGAAAACCUAUGCCGCCCGCGCAUGGUUAUCUUUUAGUUACGUUGUCAUAUGGUAUCUUUCCAGGGAAACUGUCUAGCUAAAACAACAAUGAAACAGGGCAAAGAAGAGAUCGCGUGGGGCGCGGGCGGGUAGAGCCAGCGCAACAUGUCCGUGCACGCACGGACUAGACUACAAAGAUAUUUGCUUGCAGUUGGCAAUCCGGAUAAUUACGAAUCCGUAUAACUGAGGUCCGGAUAAUCGAGUCUCCACUGUAGUUUUGUUCAAUUGCUGUGUGGGCAUUCUAUGCAAUACAUGAUGGAUACAUUUUUCACUACCACACCUUGCAGGAGCACUCUUAAUAUCUAUCGACAGUAAUUACCAGAGUUAAUCAUUAGUAGAUCAUUCAACUUAAUCAGGAAGCAAUUCAAGUUAGAUGGUUGUACUUAUCCACACUCCUCUGAAUCUUACUCUCUAUGAACUAUGACCAUCUUGACAGUAUAAGUUAGCACGAGAGUUGACUACCAGCAACCGAAUUAGUGUGAUACAGUCGUGGAUUAUAAUAAGUUGUAUGAUCAUAGUGUUACAAUAUGAAUUAUAAUGUUCUGUGCAAACAGGUGGUACAAGAAUUUGAUUGUUUUCUACCACUUCUAAGUUAAAAUAAAUAAAGACUUUAUUGUAUAA